Molecule: messenger RNA, 648 nt
Organism: Candida tropicalis MYA-3404
Lineage: Eukaryota; Fungi; Ascomycota; Pichiomycetes; Serinales; Debaryomycetaceae
Product: formate dehydrogenase
Exons: 1
Coding region: 1-648 (215 amino acids)
Cellular component (GO): cytosol
Molecular function (GO): NAD binding
Source: RefSeq, a predicted model, not a curated record
AUGGAAGGUAAAGUUUUCGCUACCGUUGGUGCUGGUAGAAUUGGUUACAGAAUCUUGGAAAGAUUAGUUGCCUUCAAUCCAAAGAAAUUGUUGUACUACGACUACCAAGCUUUACCAGAUGCUGCUGUCAAGAAGAUCAACGAUGCUUCUAAAUUGUUUAAUGAUGUUGAUGAUAUCCUUGAAAGAGUUGACACUUUGGAAGAAUUGUUCUCCCGUGCAGAUGUUGUUACUGUCAACUGUCCAUUGUAUGAAAAAUCCAGAGGUAUGAUUAACAAAGAUUUGAUCUCCAGAAUGAAGAAAGGUUCAUAUUUGAUCAACACUGCUAGAGGUGCAUUGGCCGAUCCACAAGCCGUUGCUGAUGCUGUCAACUCUGGUCAUAUUUCCUAUGGUGGUGAUGUUUGGCCAGUGCAACCAGCUCCAAAGGACAUGCCAUGGAGAACCAUGCACAAUCCAUAUGGUAAAGACUAUGGUAAUGCCAUGACUGUUCAUGUUUCUGGUACUUCUUUAGAUGCUCAAGCUAGAUACGCCAAUGGUGUUAAACAAAUCUUGACUGAAUAUUUCAACAAGACCUACAACUACAGACCACAAGAUAUCAUUGUUAUUGAUGGUCAUUAUGCUACUAAAGCUUAUGGUCAACACAAUAAAUAG